AUGGCAGCUACUACAACCUCCGAGAUACCGGCCGAUGGCGCUGGCGUGAUCAAGUUGGACCCUUGGCUGGAGCCUUUUGGUGAUGCCCUCAAGCGCCGAUGUGGGAAAGCACGAGAAUGGAUCAAGAAGAUUGAUGACUCGGAAGGUGGUAUGGAUAGCUACACCAAGGGUUAUGAUAAAUUUGGCUUCAAUGUCCUCUCCAAUGGUGACAUUCAGUACAAGGAGUGGGCGCCCAAUGCCGCCGAAGCAUAUCUGAUCGGCGAAUUCAAUGAGUGGAAUCAAACCUCGCAUCCCAUGACGAAGGAUGCCUAUGGUUCAUUCACCAUCGUUGUCCCCUCCAAUGCUGGCCAACCUGCUAUCCCACACAAUUCUAAAAUUAAGAUUUCUUUAAUCCUACCAAGCGGCGAACGUGUAGACAGGAUACCCGCCUGGAUCAAAUACGUCACCCAAGACUUGAGCGUGUCGCCUGUAUAUGAUGCUCGCUUUUGGAACCCGCCCGCUUCGGAGAAGUACAAGUUCAAGCAUCCACGCCCAAAAAAGCCCGAGAGUAUUCGCGUCUAUGAAGCUCAUGUCGGAAUCUCGACGCCUGAGCAACGAGUUGCUACUUACAAAGAGUUUACUCGAGACAUGCUGCCUAGAAUCAAGAAUCUCGGCUACAACGUGAUCCAGCUCAUGGCCGUCAUGGAGCAUGCUUACUAUGCCAGCUUUGGAUAUCAAAUCAACAAUUUCUUCGCAGCUAGCAGUCGUUAUGGUCCACCCGAAGAUCUCAAAAAGCUCAUCGACACGGCACAUGGCAUGGGCAUUGUUGUUCUGCUUGAUGUCGUGCACAGUCAUGCGUCAAAGAAUGUUUUGGAUGGCCUCAACAAUUUCGAUGGCACCGAUCAUCAAUACUUCCAUGGCGGGGCAAAAGGAAACCACGACCAAUGGGACAGUCGUCUUUUCAACUAUGCCCAUCACGAAGUCAUGCGCUUUCUGUUAAGCAACCUUCGCUUCUGGAUGGACGAAUACCGCUUUGAUGGCUUCCGCUUUGAUGGAGUCACUAGUAUGCUGUACAUUCAUCACGGCAUCGGGGCCGGCUUCUCAGGAGGUUAUCAUGAGUAUUUUGGCUCGGAUGUCGAUGAAGAGGCUGUCGUCUACAUGAUGCUUGCCAACCAAAUGAUUCACUCGCUCUAUCCAGAGUGCAUCACAAUUGCCGAAGAUGUAUCUGGAAUGCCUGCACUAUGUGUUCCCGUGGGGCUUGGCGGUGUUGGCUUCGAUUACCGCUUGGCCAUGGCAGUUCCCGAUAUGUGGAUCAAGAUCCUCAAGGAAUUGCAAGACGACGAGUGGAACAUCGGCAAUAUUUGCUUUACUUUAACAAAUCGGCGACAUGGUGAAAAGACGAUUGCAUACUGCGAAAGUCAUGACCAAGCCCUUGUCGGUGACAAGACAUUGAUGAUGCAUCUGUGCGACGCAGAGAUGUAUACACACAUGUCUACUUUGUCUCCAUUGACUCCAAUCAUCGAUCGCGGUAUUGCUCUACACAAGUUAAUCCGGCUGCUCACCCAUAGCCUAGGUGGCGAGGGUUAUCUCAAUUUUGAAGGCAACGAGUUCGGUCAUCCAGAAUGGCUUGACUUCCCUCGGCAGGGAAAUCAAAACUCAUUUUGGUACGCCCGACGUCAGCUCAACCUCACUGAGGAUCCUCUCUUGCGUUAUCAAUUCUUGAACAGAUUCGACGGCCUGAUGAACAACUGUGAAUCAAAGUAUGGGUGGCUGCAUGCACCUCAGGCAUACAUUUCUUUGAAGCAUGAAGGAGACAAGGUCAUUGUGUUCGAAAGAGCUGGCCUCGUCUUCGUAUUCAAUUUUCAUCCGAACCAAAGUUUCAGCGACUAUCGAAUCGGCGUUGAUGUAGCCGGAACCUACAAAGUUGUCCUGCAAACUGACAGCAAUGACGUUGGCGGCCAUAGUAGAAUUGAUGAGAGUGUUCGCUUCUUUACUACUCCGAUGGAGUGGAACGGACGAAAAAAUUGGACACAGGUUUAUAUCCCGUCUAGAACGGCAUUGGUUUUGGCUCGCGAGGAUGUCAUUGCUCGGUAA
Cordyceps militaris CM01 is the source of this 2073-nucleotide messenger RNA. Its product is annotated as 1,4-alpha-glucan branching enzyme. The transcript is spliced from 8 exons. The record is from RefSeq and is a predicted model, not a curated record. Bases 1 to 2073 code for a protein of 690 amino acids. Gene Ontology annotation, molecular function: 1,4-alpha-glucan branching enzyme activity; cation binding; hydrolase activity, hydrolyzing O-glycosyl compounds. Gene Ontology annotation, cellular component: cytoplasm. NCBI's taxonomy places the organism in Eukaryota, Fungi, Ascomycota, Sordariomycetes, Hypocreales, Cordycipitaceae. Gene Ontology annotation, biological process: glycogen biosynthetic process.